Messenger RNA from Hevea brasiliensis (rubber tree), 611 nucleotides. Its product is annotated as non-specific lipid-transfer protein C, cotyledon-specific isoform-like. Gene Ontology annotation, cellular component: membrane. The record is from RefSeq and is a predicted model, not a curated record. The transcript has 2 exons. Lineage: Eukaryota; Viridiplantae; Streptophyta; Magnoliopsida; Malpighiales; Euphorbiaceae. Gene Ontology annotation, biological process: lipid transport. Gene Ontology annotation, molecular function: lipid binding. The coding region runs from base 128 to 478 and encodes 116 amino acids.
AAUUCUCUUAAACCUCAAUCCUCCUCUAUACAAACCCAGAUCGCCUUCCCACCAAUCAACCCAUCUUCAAGUAUCCAGCAUUGCCUCGCACAUCUUCAAGAUUAAAAAUAUUUUCCAGUUAAAAACCAUGAAGAACGCUUGCUUCUCCGUGCUCAUCCUCCUCUCCGUCCUCUUCUGCCUCGCCAAAGUCAGCGAGGCUGCAGUUCCAUGCAGCACCGUGGACGCAAAGGCAGCUGCCUGUGUUGGGUUCGCCACCGGCAAGGCCCCCAAGCCCUCUCCAACAUGCUGCACUGGGCUGCAACAGCUUGCUCAAACAGUCAAAACAGUUGAUGACAAGAAAGCUAUUUGCAGGUGCUUGAAGGCUGCCUCAACGUCACUGGGAAUUAAAGACCAAUUCUUGAGCAAGAUUCCUGGAGCUUGCAACAUCAAAGUUGGCUUCCCUGUCUCCACCAGCAUCAACUGUGAAACUAUCCACUGAGAUUAUGGAGGUGAUUAUGAUCUAGAAUCCUACAUAUAAAGCUGGUUAGGAAGGAUUUGAAUAAAGCAGAUGAGGCAAUGUUAUGUAUGUGGUCUUGGUUAAGACCCUGUUUCUUUGACCUUAAUGAUAAUAA